GUACAACCCCCCUGCUCCAGGAUAUUACCUCUUACCCUAGGGAAAGAAUGCUGGCAAGGCAUUUUUUACCCCAUGGAAAGCACUUUUAAGACUGUCAAACUUUGAAAGGAUUCACUUCAACAAUGUGGAUGUGAUUCAUAACUUCACUCUUUUAUCAAUAGGUUAACCUAGAGAUCAGGCUAGCUGGGUUUAUGGCAAUCACAGAAGGACUUGGAAUCUGCUAAAACGUCACAAAGAAAGUAUUCUCCAUAGUCAACGCACGAGCAGAUCUUCACCAGCUCAGUGAAAGCCAGAGACACUGCUUCGUGCAAGCAUGAAGACUUUGCAGACUGCUGUUUUGCUGUUUGUGUUUGUAGCUUUGGUAAAUUCAGCACCACCUAUACAGCAAGAAUCACUCCCGUUCUAUGAGUAUGAUACAGAUGUUACCAUGGGAAGCCAACAAGAUUAUGAAAUGCAAUCCAAGGAUAUAAGAAAGGAUGGAACAAAUAUUUCUCUUGACACUUCUCUAAGCCUGCAAGGGGAUGAUGGAGAACGCAAUGUGCCACCAACAAAGGACACAAAUUUACCUACUUGUCUGUUGUGUGUGUGUCUAAGUGGAUCAGUCUACUGUGAGGAAAUAGACAUUGAAGCUGUCCCCCCACUGCCAAAGGAAACAGCCUAUCUCUAUGCAAGGUUCAACAAAAUCAAAAGGAUAGCAGUCUCAGAUUUUGCUGACAUUACUACCUUGAGAAGAAUUGACUUUAGUGGAAAUAGGAUAGAAGAAAUAGAAGAUGGAGCCUUUUCAAAGCUUCUGUUACUGGAAGAACUUUCUCUUGCUGAAAAUCGACUUAUGAAACUUCCUGUUUUACCUCCCAAACUAACCUCAUUUAAUGCAAAUCAAAACAGAAUCAAGAGCAGAGGAAUCAAAGCAAAUGCUUUCAAGAAGCUGACAAAUUUGGCCUACCUCUACCUAGGACACAACCAACUGGAAUCUGUUCCUCUUAACUUACCAGAAAGCCUGCGUAUUCUUCACCUGCAGCACAACAACAUCACUACGAUCACGGAUGACACCUUCUGUAAAUCUAACAACACCCGCUACAUCCGCUCAAGCAUGGAUGAGAUACGGAUGGAAGGCAACCCAAUCCUCUUGGCAAAGCAUGUUAAUGCUUUUAACUGCCUGAGAACACUGCCUGUAGGGACAUACUACUAGCCACUGCUCAUGUAGUUACACAUGCCAAACCUGAAACAUGCUAAUGGAAAAAAAAUCCUUCUUUUUCCUUUGUUUACACUCUGUAUCCUCUCCCUUACUAAUGCCAUCUGCCCUGCCUACUGAACCUGUUACUACCUUGAAAUGUAGCUCUCCUCCAAAAUAACAUUUCUAUACAGCCACUUGAUGUAGUGGUUACAGUGUGACCCAUGCUUUCAGGACCUUUUCUGUUAACAGAAGUGUAAAAAUACAUAUAUGCACACAUAUUUUCUCAACUUUCCUUUCCACACAUAUUCUUUAUGUGUAAAAUCAAAAGCAAUUUCUUGUUCAAAUUCUUUACCAGUACCCAGAACAAUCUCUACAUUUUACUUCCAUAUCAGUGCCAAACAUUCUUUGUUCAAGCUACAGAAGGAAAAUGUCUUAAUUCUAAUCCCAUUUUUUAAAAACAAACCAAUACUUUUUCAGCUGACUUUCAAAAGUGGAUUGAAUGAAGUUGCACACAAAGGAAAGUUAUGUUUAGAAACAGAAUUUCUGAAAGCUUAAUUUCAUUAACUCCUCCUUAAAAAAUUGGUUUGUGGAAAAUGAGAGUAAUUCCGACUUAGGCUCAGUGUACCAAGAAACACAGCAAGUGCAACUUUUCCAAGAAGUGUAACAUUUCCUUCCACUAUUUUGUUUUCAAAAUAAGCUAAGAGUGUGUGUGUAUAUAUACUGUAUUUUGCUUUUCACGCAACGUAUCUUUCAUUGGAAUAUAUAAAUUUUGCUCAGCUGCACUCACAAGAGUAAUUUUUGCAACACCAGCUUCCCGUUUUAAUGCAACAGUCGAUACACAGCAUGACUCCAAGUAUCUUUGUUACUAACAGGUUUAGACCAAGACUUUUCUGCUGCUUUCUGUUUACAAGGAAAUGUGACAACGUAAUUAACAGCAAAGCUGAAUGAAUGUUUUUAGUGGUGAGUAAGAUUUCAGCAGAUGUCAGUGCAGAGAAACAGAAGUACCCUUAUACAGGAAUAAUUUCAUUCAUUAGGGAAAAAUCAAGUCAGAUAUUUUGAAUCAAGAAGAAAAACUGAUCCAGCAUUAAUCUAAAAGUAGUGUCAACUUCAAGCAAAUUAAACCAGCAUCAUUUCACUCAACUUCAUUAAGCCAUCAGCAUUUGGAUACGUACAAGCCUCAGUCACCUCACCUAAAACUCAACAUAAUUGAUACAAGUGCAAUGUUUAAUUACACAGCUAUAGAGCUGACAUUUCAGUUUCAGUUUCCCCCCUCAAAUACCUACCACAAAUGUAAAUCCUUCAUAUAAAUUAAUGCCAAAAGAGUGCCACUUACUACCACCAGAUCAACUCCAUACUAAUUUUGAAGCUAGUAUAGAUUCCUGAUUUGUAGAAAUAGUUAAGCAUUAAAUGCAUGAUGAUGUAUCACUACAUCUAGAAUACUGAUUUUACAAGGUAUUUUGUAUUACUAUUGUUUAUUUUAUCUAGCUAAGCCUUGAUUUGUUAGUGCUUGUGCUAUGGGGAGUUAAGUGCACAUUUAAUUCUCAAACACAACUGACUUCCAGUCACUUUUCAAGUAACCAUGUCAAGCUUCAACUGCAGGCUCAUCCUUCUGGAAAGGGGAUGCAAUUAUGAAAUGGAAUGAAUUAAUGUGUUUGCUCUGAACCCAUUACUCAACAUGGCAAACUCAGUAUUUCCCAUUUAAAGUUAUUUGGUAGAACAAGACAGAAACUUCAUUGUCUUAAUACAACUUUAGGAAAAAAAAAAAGAAAAAUGGUCAGACAGCAAGAAUACUAUUUGGUUCCCAUUUCCCCAUGUAAGUCACAAAACUCUGAUUUUUCCAAGUUUUAAGCAAAAGAUUAAAAUUAGACCCAAAGCAUGUAAAAAAAUACAUUCCAACUGCAAGCCAAAUUUACAUUUGGA
Molecule: messenger RNA, 3094 nt
Organism: Dryobates pubescens (Downy woodpecker)
Lineage: Eukaryota; Metazoa; Chordata; Aves; Piciformes; Picidae
Gene: OGN
Product: osteoglycin
Exons: 7
Coding region: 314-1189 (291 amino acids)
Molecular function (GO): protein binding
Source: RefSeq, a predicted model, not a curated record